Messenger RNA from Pungitius pungitius (ninespine stickleback), 2725 nucleotides. RefSeq names its product basic helix-loop-helix family, member e40 (gene bhlhe40). Gene Ontology annotation, molecular function: DNA-binding transcription factor activity, RNA polymerase II-specific; protein dimerization activity; RNA polymerase II cis-regulatory region sequence-specific DNA binding. Bases 621 to 1724 code for a protein of 367 amino acids. The record is from RefSeq and is a predicted model, not a curated record. Gene Ontology annotation, biological process: anterior/posterior pattern specification; regulation of transcription by RNA polymerase II; regulation of neurogenesis. Gene Ontology annotation, cellular component: nucleus. The transcript has 5 exons. Lineage: Eukaryota; Metazoa; Chordata; Actinopteri; Perciformes; Gasterosteidae.
AUAUUCUGGGAUUUUGAUCCCGUUGGUAUUUAUUGUUCUUCUUAGUUAGGUCGAACGACUUCACUGUGACCUCAUCGCACCUUUCCGUACGUCGUGAGGUGAGCUGUUUGGAACAAACACACCUGUCUCACAGGUACGUCAUACGUCACCGCGUGUACAAUGUAACAGAAUUAGCGGAUUGAUAUCCCCUCGCGUCUUAAGCGUGACGAGGGACCGGCGCCCUAUUUUCUCUCCGUGUAAACACGGCGCGUGGCGGGACACGGGACUCGACCCCGGUGGAGGAGUACUACACAGACGGGUUGUACUCCAGCAGCAGGGCGGGGGGAGGAGGGGGGAGGGCGAGGAGUUGAAAGCGCCGUAAAACACGUGAGGCUCAUGUGACGGUGUCUGUGUCUCCAGCGCAGAGACGUGCCUGCAGUCACAGGGUUUAUUUAACACGUAGUCAAAGCGCCGCCGCGCAGCCCUCUCACGCACUCCCGACCUCCGGCUCACCGCGGGACCUCCCGGACCUCCCGCACCUCCGGAGAUCUACGUUAUUCCCUCCGAUCCGUCGGACCGGAGCUCCUUGUGCCACAGCAGCGUUUUGAGCGCCUUCCUUCGGGUGGAAACGGCUGAGCGACAUGGAGAGGAUUACCAGCGCGCAGCCGCCCCCCUCCCUGGAAGGGGUGGAUUUCUCCAUGUAUGUGUACAAGCCCCGGAGGGGCAUGAAGCGCGGCGGGGAUGACAGCAAGGAGACCUACAAGUUGCCCCACCGGCUGAUCGAGAAGAAACGGCGCGACCGGAUCAACGAAUGCAUUGCGCAGCUCAAGGAUUUGUUGCCAGAACACCUGAAGCUCACCACGCUGGGGCAUUUGGAGAAGGCCGUGGUGCUGGAGCUCACUCUGAAGCACGUCAAAGCCCUCGGUGGCAUCCUGGAGCAGCAGCAGCAGAAGAUCAUGGCGCUGCAGAACGACCUGCAGACCGGUGAUCACGGCGGCGGCGGAGGCGAGGGGAUGUUCCGCUCCGGCUUUCACUUGUGUGCGAAAGAGGUCCUCCACUACCUGACCAGCCAAGAGAGCAGCAGGGACCUGACCCCCUCCCACGUCAUCAGCCACAUCCAAAAGGUCACGGCGGACGUCCUGCGUGAUCAGGCCGUCCCUCAGGCGGCGGACGGCCUGAGCCAGCAGCCCGCCGGAGAGCCCCAGAGGGUGUACGAGGGCUCGGCCAAGAACUGCGUCCCCGUUAUCCAAAGGACUUGCCCUCACGCGGCCUGCGAGCAGAGCGGCAGCGACACCGACACCGACAGCGGCUACGGCGGCGAGCACGAAAAGCGCGAAGCCAAGGCUCAGUGGUCAGAGAGCCAAGCCAGGGAGGGCGAGCGCAUGUGCGUCGCGGCACCUGGCGCCAUCAAGCAGGAGGGCGACGAGCCGCGGGCCAAGAAGUCCAAGUGCGACCCCUCAGAGGACGAGACUCUCGCCGGCCGCGUGGCGGAAGGAACGGGCGGCUACGUGAGCUUCUCCCCCAACCAGCCCCCCUUCUGCCUCCCCUUCUACCUCAUCCCGCCUGCGGCUGCAGCCGCCUACCUGCCCAUGCUGGACAAACGCUGGUACCAAGGGGGCAUGCCCGCCAUGUACCCGGAAACGAGCAGGACGCCGGAGGCGUCUCUGAGGGCGGGCUCGCCGGCGUCCUGCUACCAACGCCCUGUGGGCGCCGCCGCUCUGCACAACCUGGAGGCCAAAGACUGAGCGGAAGGCCUCCAUGUUGGCAAGGUCGCCCUCUGGAUGGAGUCCCUUCAAACCUCAGCCGCUGAUUGGCCCGUCAGAAGGCGAGGUGUCACCGCCGUCUCAGCAUCCCGCACACUGAAACCGGACUUUAAGGGGUUGACCCGGCUCUGAAGCACUGUGAUGGGUUCAAAGAUGGCGGCGCCACUCAGUGCUGAAUGUCAGAGGUAAACAACGAAUGUAAGGCGCCCCCCCCACCCCCAAAAAAAACAAAAAUGAUUUGGACCGACUUCCUUUGCACACACACCACCCUCCAAUGAAUGUAAAGGUUGAACAAAAUGCUGCUUGAAUGACCUUUGACCUGCUGUGGAUCUGCUUUGGCCUCUAGCUGCAGCGAACCACCGUUUAGAAUGUUACCAAAAAGCAAAGCAGCAGACAAGUCGGUGGAGACGCUUCCGCCCUCGAGCGGCGAGCGGCGUUCCCGGCGCUCUGAGAAUUCAGGGUGUUGUCCCCGAGGUGUGCCACUCCCGUCUAUUUUUAAAAGUGAAGUGAAAGAUUUCAUUUGUGACUCAUGACUAUUUGUGCAUCUACACGGGGAUCCUGUGAAGUAACGUCUUGUAAAUGGUUCUUCUUUUUGCUCCUGCUCCUCGUUCAUCUCUAUUUUUGAUACGUGUAUCGCCAUCGCGACCCGAUGAAGGCCGAGGCGCUCGCUUCAACCAGAUUAGCAUCUCGCCCACAAAUUCCCAGUCAAGUUAAGGCCUGAUUUUAGCUCCUUCAUGUUGCCUUCGCACACACACACCCACGCACACAGACACACAACCACGGCAGGUGUUUCAUGUAUUUUUGCUUUAUAUGUUGUGUCUGGGGCAAAAAAAGAGUGAAUGUAAAGUUCAAAGAAAAUUAAUAGUUUUGUAUAAAGACAGGUACUUGGGAUUUUUUUUUUAUAUGUAACAAUGUUUGUACAUAUUUUGUAUAUAAAGUAUUAUUGAUAUAUAUUAAUAAAGCUUCUUUUUCCUCCCCCUGUG